AUGGAAAAUACACCGGAAACUACAUUUGACUUAUUGGCAGAUAUUAAAAGAAGAUCAGAAUAUGAUAGUAUGGUGGAAGAGGCUAGGAUUAUUGAGAAUGUUGAUGAUUCAACAAAAGUUCAAUAUGUUCGUAUGAGUCCAGUAUUCCCAGCAGCGCCAAGAGAUUUAUUAACAGUUGGAUUAUUGACACAACUUGAGGAUGGUAGAAUGGUGAUGGUUAAUCAGAGUAUAGAACAUUAUUUAUGUCCAGAAUAUCAUGGGACAGUUAGACUUAAAGUCGAUUUAGCAGGAUUUAUAGUUGAACGUAUCAAAAAUCAGCCUAAUAAGUGUCGAUUAAUACAAAUAUCUGAUAUUAAUUUAAAAACAGGCUGGAUCCUAAAAUCUCUAACGUCAAUAGGAGCAAGAAAAGCAAACAAUAAUAACAAUAAAGAUUCAUCGUCAUCGUUAUCUGUUGUUAACACGGGCAAAUUUGUUAUUGCAGCAGCAGCAUACGCUUUAGUACUUUUAGCAGGAAUUAAAAAAUGGCGUAAUAAAAAUUCAAUUACAUGA
Messenger RNA from Entrophospora sp. SA101, 549 nucleotides. Lineage: Eukaryota; Fungi; Glomeromycota; Glomeromycetes; Entrophosporales; Entrophosporaceae. The record is from the annotation of a GenBank genome assembly.